AUGUCUCACUGGUCAACUCGUGAAGACUCCAGCUAUAAUGUGGAGCAGGCGGCGGCGUUCAGAAGUAUUCUGAACCCGUCGCGAGUUUCCGGCUGCCCGCCGCCGGUUCACCCCCCUAUGCCGGGCGCCCCUAUUCCGGAGUUCAGACCCGUCGCGGCGGAGGCGCCACAUAUUUCCGGUUUCCCUCCGCCUGUUGGCCCCCGUCUGGCUGGAGGACCAAACAGUUUCGGACAGCCACCCCAUCUCCUUGCUCCUGGCGGCCCGGCCUAUAUCCGGCAAGAGCCGGUAUACCAUGGGCUUCCUUACAUCAACCAAGAGUACUAUGCUCAUAGGAGCCCAUUUGGCGAGAGGCUGGUUUGUGGCCACGGUUUCCGUGGAUAUGACGGCGGGGGCCCUAUGUCGCCGGGACUGAUGAUCCCGCCCGACCCGGACGCACUGCCCUCCCCUCGGCCUCACUAUGUUCUGCCCGAUAUGGGCGGCGCGAUUCGGGCUGAGAACCCAACCCCCGCCGAUAUUAUGAAGCGUGUCCGGGAUAUGGACAAUAACUUCAGGGAGUAUCAAGAGAGAGUCGAAAAGAUGCGGAUCGAAGACCGAACUCGGUCCGAUAAAAGGGACAAUAUGAUGAAUGCUUUGAUGAAUGAGAUCAAAGACUUGAAAGCCCGCCUCGCCGCUGGUCCAGUGGGCAGCGCUAUCCCGAAUGCCAAUACUGCAGCCCCGGCUGUGUUGAGCGUGCCUGAGCGGCAAGCAAUGAGAUCCACCGUUCAACCUCAACAAAGUGCUGCCCAGGAUUCCUCCACCGAUUCAGACACGCCCUUGGUCGGAAGGAAGCGUCCAUCGCUCCGAAAGCAAUCAGCUUCCACCCAAGCACCGAAGCGCGCAAAGGGACAAUCGGUAAGCAUGGCUAAUAAUGGGCUUCAGCGACGGCUGGUCUCGGACCACCGCCUCUUUCCCUCCCCUUCCCUGAGUCGCGACACUUCGUCACUGCUGGUGCAGCAGUUCCAAGGCGGAGGAGGCGGACUGCUGCAGCCGCAAAAAGAUCUUACGAGCCUGCGCACGCGCAUCGACCUGCUGCCAUCUAUUCGCCCGGACUCGGAUUUCCUGAACUUUCUUAAGCACAUCGACUGCCGGUACGAGGAGGACCUGCUCUGCCUGAAGAAGUUCUGCAAGGCGUCGGCCAUGUCAACUGAGAUCCCUAUCUAUACCGAGACCGGCCGGUCCAAGUUCUACUACAUCCUCAAGGUCGGCGGCGCGCUCAGCUCCGCCAUCGGCGGGAACCCGGACAACCAGCCGGACCAGCCGGAGCCCGACGCGAAGCAGGCCAAACGGCUCGGUGUCCUGGAGCUGCGCCUGCACGAGCGCGUCCCUGAGGACGUUGCCAGCCGGUACCGGGCCCGCUAUUUCAUGCCCCUCGGGGAGGUGUAUCGCGCCAGUCGCUCCAGCACCAAGGCCGACGAGGUGCAGUCCACCAACUUCUUCGUGCUGAUGGACGUGACCAGCCCCAAGAAGAGCAUCUGGCUGGUGUUCCGGUACGAGCGGCCCUUUGAGCGCCGAGACGGGGCCGGCUGGGGCACCGUCACCUUCGACACCACGAAGCCGCUUUUCGGAACGCGCAUCUUCGACAUGGUCUGCCUUCUAGAGGAUGUGCGGGACUGGCCUGCACCUACGGCGGAGAAUCCGAAUCUGGAGAUGGUAGAUGCGGAGCGUCUCGCAGAGAUCAUGCGAUCCACGCCGGCCCACCACGAGGUCCUGCAGCCGGCCUUAUUUCUCCCGGUGCUGACGGACUUGAGGAAGGUGACGGAGGAGGGGUGGGAGAAGCCGCACGAGGAUGAGAGAAUGGAGGAGGAGGAGGAGGAGGAGUGA
Molecule: messenger RNA, 1860 nt
Organism: Chaetomium strumarium
Lineage: Eukaryota; Fungi; Ascomycota; Sordariomycetes; Sordariales; Chaetomiaceae
Exons: 4
Coding region: 1-1860 (619 amino acids)
Source: RefSeq, a predicted model, not a curated record